AUGCGUCGAUUUGAAAACAUAGACAAAUACUACGUCAAGCAAAAAAUAUUUGCACUUAGUGAUACUGAAGCGAAGUACAUAUCAAGCGAGAGGAAUUACCAAUAUCGUGCUCCAAUUAUGACUUCCGGCGUCUCAUCAUUCCAAGACCAGAGUAAAGUUUUAGAUAUAUCGUAUUCAGUACCCCACAAAAAUACUUCAAAUAGGCAAUCAUGUUACCAGCCAAUCGUUUUGCAUUUCACGAGACUUCGUCUGCAAUCGCCUCCAGAUUUUAACAGAAACCGUCGACAGCAGCCACAGUAUUCCUAUGAUAUCACAAAUGAUAAUUAUUCGUCUGACCUACCCUCAAGAUCGGGCUCAAGUAUAUCUCAUGCUGAUUCAUCCAGGCCGCCAUCAUCAACAUCAGCACAUACCAUUACCGAAUCAGCAUCUGUAGCUACUUUUUUGCAACAGUUUUCUCCUUUUGAUGGAUUAAAAAAUGGAAAUUAUAAAAUAAAAAAUCUUAUUUUUUUGUUCCAAAAGUUACAAGUAGAUGUAACUUGUUUCCUGGGAGAGCAUGAACUAAGUUUUAGUGGUCACAAUGAAGUAAGUAGAUCCGCCAAUCGAGGAGAUUACAUGGACCUUCUAAGUUUUUUAGCAAAAUACGAUGAUACCCUAAAAAAUUAUUUUAUUAAUUUAACGACUUUCCGAGGAACCUCAAACAGAAUCCAAAAUGAUUUAAUUAAAUGCACUACCGACGUUGUGAUGGAUCACAUUAAAACUAAAAUUAAAAAAGCACCUUUCGUAUCAAUUGCGCUCGAUGAAACCACAGAUGUAGCAAACCUAAGUCAAUUAUCCAUUGUUAUGCGAUAUGUAUUGGAUGGCAUUCCUCAAGAGCGAUUCUUAGGAUUUUUGGACGUCACUAGCGAAAGAACUGCAAAUGCAUUGUUAUUGUUUGUGGUUCUUAGCUUGUUGCCCAAAGCUAUGAUGGUGCUGCCGUAA
This is a messenger RNA of Psylliodes chrysocephalus, 978 nucleotides long. NCBI's taxonomy places the organism in Eukaryota, Metazoa, Arthropoda, Insecta, Coleoptera, Chrysomelidae. The record is from the annotation of a GenBank genome assembly.